This is a messenger RNA of Cyphomyrmex costatus, 1215 nucleotides long. RefSeq names its product odorant receptor 82a-like. Gene Ontology annotation, molecular function: olfactory receptor activity; odorant binding. Bases 1 to 1215 code for a protein of 404 amino acids. Gene Ontology annotation, biological process: detection of chemical stimulus involved in sensory perception of smell; sensory perception of smell. The transcript has 5 exons. NCBI's taxonomy places the organism in Eukaryota, Metazoa, Arthropoda, Insecta, Hymenoptera, Formicidae. Gene Ontology annotation, cellular component: plasma membrane. The record is from RefSeq and is a predicted model, not a curated record.
AUGAUCAUGAGCGAUUUGAAACGCAUUCUAAUAAAUUUCGAAAAUGUCAAUGACUACAGUAUACAAUUUAAUCGAUGGUUUCUUCUAUCUCUCGGUGCUUGGCCGCAAAGAAAUGCGAGCAAAAUAAAACAAAUUGUGGUGUUAAUGCAAAUCUUCAUUUUUUCAACCGCGAUAGCGGUCAUUAUGAUCCCAUGCACAUUAUACAUAUGUUUGGAAAAAGAAAAAUUUGGAAUUAGAAUAAAUGCUAUCGUUCCGUUAAUGCAUAGAAUCAUGGGAUCUAUAAAUUACUGGCAAUUACUUACUCAUAACAAAGACAUUCUUCAUUGCAUACUGCAUAUGGAAACGGACUGGAAACUCGUUCGGACAAUAGAUGACCGCGAAGUUAUGCUACGAUACGCCAAAAUUGGCCGUUUCAUAGCCAAAUUUUGCGCAAUAUUUAUGCACAGUAGUGCGAUUAUUUUCACCGCGGUCAAAGCAGUGAAAACUACGACCGUUAUCAUCGGUAAUGAAACCUUUAAGAUGUAUCCGAUGACAUGUCCACCGUACAGUAAAAUUGUUGACGUGAGAUUCAGCCCAACAAACGAGAUCCUGUUGAGUGUGCAAUUAUUGUCGACACUUAUAGUGAGUUCCUCUACAGUAGCUAUAUGCAGUCUUGCCGCCGUUUUCGCGAUGCACGCCUGUGGUCAACUAAAUGUAUUGCAUACAUGGUUAAAAGAGCUUACUGAGGAAAAGACAUAUCAUUUAGCAGAACGAAAACUUGCUGUUAUUGUGGAGCAUCACUGGAGAGUCCUCAGUUUUGUUGUACAAAUAGAGAAUAUUAUGCAUAAAGCCUGUUUAGGAGAAUUAAUGGGAUGCACGCUGAGUAUGUGUUUACUUGGAUAUUACUCUGUUAUGAACUGGGCUAAUUUCGAUGCAGUAAAAAUAUUUUCAUAUAUGGGUGUAUAUAUAUCGUAUACGUUUAAUAUAUUUAUAUUUUGUUAUAUCGGUGAAGUUCUCACGGAACAGUGCAAAAACAUCGGAGAUAUAGCAUAUAUGACCAAUUGGUAUAAACUGCAUCACAAAACAGCACUCAAAUUCAUUUUGGUACUCAUGCAAUCGAAUUAUGUCAUUAAGAUAACGGCGGGAAAAAUAUUCCGAUUAUCCAUAGCAACAUUUGGCGAUAUAAUAAAAACUUCCACAGCAUAUUUAAAUUUUUUGAGAACAAUGAGUGUAUAA